UAUUGGAUAUAUAAGAAGGAAGCACGAGGGUUUGACAAUCUCAGUUCCCAAGACACGUCCAAUUGACGAGCACAGUAAAGUGUCCUUCGUUAAUAACGAAAAAUUCAAUUAACUCGAUAUUAAUUAAUUUUUCAUAUAUCAAUUACUAAUUAUCAAACUGAAAAAUGUUCAUCAAGACCGUCGCCGGUAUUGCGCUACUCCACGUCCUGUCAGCCGUAUCCGCUGCACCUAGAUACACGAAAUCUACUGUACCAUCGUGGCAUCUGCCAUGCGGCGAUAUUUUGGAGUCUGAUAACACACCUAUCGAAAAUCUCGAGGAACAAUUCAAAAUAACCCUGGACAGUUUGAGUCUACAGCAUCAAUUAUCUAUGAGCGACUAUCUCAAUCGCGACUACGAGUAUCUUUACGAGAAAGUGAGAAUCGGUGUUCAUCAGCAUCAGUACAUCCCCAAUUGGGUACCGGGUGACGCUGACGUGAAAUUAGUCAAGAGGCUGGUAAAAGCGUCUCCGCGAAUGAUCGUCAGUUAUCUGCCGAAGCUGCAUUCGGAUCUGCAGAAAUUCGCUGUGGCUUUCGAGGAACUGAUCGAGGACGAGACAAACCCAAAGAUCCAGGAGGCGCUCAGUGCGACUCAGAAUUACUUGCUGAUGAUGCUGUGCGAGGUUGAGAGCAAUCUUGAGGUCCUACCACCGCUUCGGGUACCACGUAGGAUCGAGAGGAGCAUCAUGAACGAGAGACAACGUAAUCCUGUCGAUGAUACCAGACGGUGGAUAAGGGACUGGGGUGUGGUUCUCAAGUACAGAAAUUACCUGCACGCAUGGAGACACGUGUUCAAUUAUUAAUUAAUUGAAUUUCCAUUAGGGUGAAAAAAAGUUGGAUCGACUAGGGAUGAAUUUUUUUUAUGGAUGUCGUAGGUAGUAUUUAUCGAAUGGACCAAAGAAAUUUGUUUGAUACUAUUUUCUAUUGGAUUAUCGACGUGCGCGUUGCGUUAAUAAGUAUUAUUAUUUCUAGUUGUUUAAAGAUCGCGGAUGCAACUGCAGUUCAGUUGUGUGGGAAUACGUGGGUUAGGAUUAGCGCACUGUUGCAAAAUUUUAAUGACUUGCGAAAAUGAGUGACAGUCACGCAGAUGAGCGAUAUAGUCAUUCAAUAGUAGGGGGACAAUGGAAGCUACGAGACGGGGAAUACCACGUUGGUUUAAGCGUGGUUAACCUCAACCUGGUUAUCUAAAUUAUUUAUUUAACUUAUUUCCUGGAGAGUUCGAGAGUCUUUGGCGGCAGAUGACGGAACUAUGAGUAAUGGGGCUUAACGGGUAAUAUUUAUUAUUUAUUUUGAGAAGUCUCGGACUAGAUAUUUAUUAAAUUUCUUUUACGCGCACCUAGUGACGCAAAUUAUUCCGGCGAGGCUGCUCGAGGGAAAUGUAAAAAAAAAGGACGAAGCUCCUAACGUUUAUUGUAAUUAAUUUCGUAUUUCGUAGAACGAAGGAGGCGUCUGCGUCUUAUGUGAUAGAAACAGCCACGUGUGCUCGAAUUAAUUUGACGCAAACAAGUGGCAAGUGAUCGUAGUUCGUAUAGGAUAUUUAUUAAUGAUACUAUUUAUAGCGGAGACAUUAAUUAAUUUAUUUAUAUAUCGUAUUUAUUUAUAUUUAU
Messenger RNA from Cephus cinctus (wheat stem sawfly), 1643 nucleotides. RefSeq lists its product as uncharacterized. The transcript has 2 exons. Lineage: Eukaryota; Metazoa; Arthropoda; Insecta; Hymenoptera; Cephidae. The coding region runs from base 165 to 839 and encodes 224 amino acids. The record is from RefSeq and is a predicted model, not a curated record.